AAAUUUGGGUGCCCAAGUAAUGAUUGUUUUUAGGUUACAAAAAUUCGCUAGCAAUGCCAUACUGUUCCACAGUAUGAAUCCAAAGGUGCUCGGGGCUCAGGGGUUCUCCUGUGUAGCUCGCAGGGUUUAUGUAUUGCACCCUCUACACCCCUGCAAGGAUUGAGGCAAUAUUUUUCUCUCAAGCAUGGUCGUCUUCUGCGUAGCCCGCGGAGAGUUCUGGGAUAGUUUACGGCGGGAACACUUCAAAAUGGCGACUCGUUGUAAUGAUGAUGUGAAGCAAUUUGAAGAGGAAAAACCGAGUAAGAAAGCCAAAAUUGCAGAUAAGGACCAAGUCGAUGGUCAAAGUAUUAUCAUAAAAUCACUUGAAAGUUUCAAACUGGUGAAGGUUCUUUGGAAUGACAUAAUUACGAAAACUAUUUUCGUACACGGGAAAGUCUCAGGCUCAGAAGGAAUAGAUGAAGAUGCUGUCAUUAAGCUGGAAAAAACACCUUUUGAUGAUAAUAAAGUUGAAGAAUUCUUAGCAAAAUCAACAGAACUGAAGCUGUCAUUCCAGAAUGAUAUUUAUUCUCAAUAUACUGCAACUGCAGAUCCUGAACUGAAUACCCUCAAAGCUGUGACUAUAGUCCCAGCAACACAAAAACAUAUACUGAAGUACAGUAGCCAAAACUUUUAUCUCAUACAUGAAACUCCUCAGGAUUUUGCAGAGAUCACAUUGCCACACAUCAAAGAAAAUCAACAUAGUUUACAAUGGGUAUACAACAUUAUUGAACACAAGGCAGAGUCUGACCGCAUCAUUUACGAAGAUGCCGAUCCAGAGACAGGGUUUCUGUUAUUACCAGAUCUGAAGUGGAAUGAAAAGCAAGUGACAGAUCUUCAUCUUACAGCUAUUGCAGUAAAGCGAGAGAUAAAUUCCUUGCGAAGUCUAACAGCGGAACACUUGCCAUUAUUAAAAAAUAUCCGAAGCAAAGGAAUGGAAGCAGCACAGAAAAAGUAUGGAGUGAAUCCGGACCAACUGCGUGUUUUCCUUCAUUACUACCCAACAUAUUAUCACUUGCAUGUGCAUUUCGUCUCUGUCUCUUCGGUGACAGCAUCUGUUGCGAUUGGGAAAGCACACUUUAUUGAUGAUGUCAUAGACAAUAUCGAAAACAUAAACGAUAAUUUUUAUCAGAAAAAGACUUUAACAGUGGUACUUGGUGAUCGAGAUCCAUUGCUAGGAAAAUUUGUAAAGGCUGGGAAAUUAAAAGAGACCCAAGAUAUUGAUUGAACAAGCAUCAAUAUCAACUUAUUUGCUCCAUGUAAGAGAUGCUUUAACGUCAUCACAGUGGCCUAAUCUACCGACCUGCAUGUGAGUGAGCUGAUUUCAGCAUCGAAAAGUGCAUUCACUAUGCCUGAGGUUCGUUCGUGUUAAUCAAUAGGUAGAGGGUUGAAAACUUUGCCUGCAAAUCCAGAAAUACCAACAUCUUUUAAUGUAUAUCUUAUCACUUUAUUUACCUUUUAUAUAGAUACACUAAAUUUGAUAUCUGUUGCCUUGUUGCGCUAUUAAUGUCAUUGUUAUGCCACCUUACUGCUCCUAGGCAAGUUACCUUGCAACUGGCCGAUGAUAGCCUUGGCCUGUUCUCUAUUUUGUAGCCCCGUUAUUAUUCAUACGCUUUAUUUGAUCUUGAUUUCGUACGUGUUUUGCGUGAAUGCACUUCCUAAGAAGACUGAGGCACGAUUUGCAAAAAAAAAUUAAGAACAAUGAAGAAAAUCAACCUUACUUACUUGCAAGACUGUUAUUUAACGGUCUUAAAAACUGUUUGCUGUGUGUAGAUGUAGAAAACUACAAACAAAAUUACGAACAUCCAAACAUCAAAAUAUCAAAAAAAUAAGAAAAACGAGUGCGGCAAAAAUAAUCGAGCUCGUUUUAAAAAAAUGUACAACUGUAAUUAUUACUGGGAUAAUCAUGUCAUACGACCAAAGUCGUCCUUUGUCGGGUGAUUUAUCAAGAAAUCCCAAGCACUAGAUCAAUAUAUAAAGAACUUAGAGAAACUUCAAGUUUUUGGCGAUAGUUUCAUCUCGAAAUUAAUGUAGUUUUAAGUUUAAAUUUACAGUUACUUGACAUUUCUUUCUUUCCAUUGUGCAAACUCAGUGGCGGCUCCAGCCUGGGAUAAAUGGGGGGGGGGGACAAAAGGUGUGUCAGGGACCACGCCCUUUCCCCGUGAUUGAAGCAUUUUCUCUCGGAGGAUACAACUCUUAUACCCCAAGAAAUGUCAUUUAAAUGUGACAAUCUAGAUAACGUACAUAUCCCCCCCCCCCGAAGUUUUCUCAACAGGUUUGCAAGAAUCUAAAGGACCGAAUUUCUGAAAAUGUGUGGGGGGGGACUAGUCCCCCCAUUCCCCCCCGUGGCUCUGCCACUGUGCAAACUUGAUGUCUUUUUUCAACCUUCUGUACGAAAUAUCCGAAUAUUCUACCGCCAUGCCACGCCCUUCCUGGUGCCCGGGAGAUCAAAGUUAAGUCAGUUAAGUCUGCAGAGGCUCAUCAGAGCAUCGAUGACGUUAGCAAUUCGGGACGAAAUGCAAAAACUGGGACGGGUCAUCGGAAUGAUCAUAAGGCAAUAUUACAUGUCGCCAUUGCUUUUGUUUAAACGGUUCGAGUUACGAAAACCCGCUUAACGCCAUUUAUGAUCUUCUUACACUAAUUAGCGUUCACACUUAAAACUCAACACAUAUAAGAAUUAAACCGGCGUUGAAGGGUAUUGCUGCAUUAAGGCAUUGCUUUAGGUGAAAUAAUUUCAGAGGAAGAGAAACCACAGACUGCCGUGUUAAAGAACAUGCAUAGGAUUGCGAUAUUGCUUUGCACUUCUUAGGCAUUGCCACUUCAAUCCAAUUAUCAAAAGCCAUCGUAUUCAGGAACUUAGGACUUUAACGUGAAUUUUUUGUUGAUCGUGAAGAUUAAAACAUAAGGUGUAACAUUUUUUCUAAGACCUGGUAAUGUCAAAACACACAUUUCGAUUCCUAUGAAAAAACCCUGCUACUUCAUGUAAGGAGGAGUUGGUUUCCGUACAAACUCUUCUGCUCGGAUUCCAAGGAACUUGAUGCAAAAAUAAUCGACCCAGCGAUGCAUUUUAUAAACCUGGACUUUUGCCACUGCCUCUUUGUAACUUUAUUUCCUUCUGCAACAUUUUCCCUCUCAGAAGUAAACGUUAUUAAAUUUUCAUUGAUAUUACUAAAAUAUGGGUAUACGCAGGUACAAUAGAACGCUAACGGAGCAAGUGCGAGCAAGUGCUAGUAAAGGGGGCAAGCUUUAGCAGUUUUUGGAGGAGGGGCGAUGAGGAGGUAGUGUCCCCCCCGUGGCUCCGCCACUAGCUACUACGUAUAAACAUCCGCGGAAGCGAGCCAAGUUGUAGAUUUCAACGUUAGAGCUUUAUUUGAAAAAGCUUGUAAAUGAUCAUAAAUCGGAGAAACAGCAAUUUUCAUCGUUUUAAAGACUCUUUUAUGUUCUUUACGUUUUUAACAGAGUGAGGAGAACAUUACGGUCGCACGGCCACUGACUUGAGGAAGGUCCACGAAAAGCAAUAGAAGCUCCAAUGACACACCCAAGCCACGCCCACUUUCUACUGUUUUUUGAGGAAGGUUUGCCUUCUGGGAUGUUUUUGUCUGGAGGAAGGUUAACACCUUUUCUGGAUUCUUUGUUUUUAACUCUUCUUAGUGCUUUGAUCUAGAGAAACUUAGCUGAUGCGAAAAUCUUAGUGGAAAAAAAUAGCCAUUGCAAAUUAAACCAAUGCCAUAUCAAUGAUAGUGGCCUUAAAAAAACUCAAGUGCAUUUGACGCUUAGAACCGAUAUUCUAAGAUGUAAUCCAUGCCCAGUUUGAAGGCAGUUAAAAGGAAGCAGCGAAAAAAAAGAAACUGUCAGUUCAAGUUAUUGAUCUCAGAGUUUUUUCGUAUUCAAUUCAAAAAUUUAAUACACAUUUUUAAUAUCACCACGACUGGCCUAGUUUAUGUACAAUCGAUGACUCCGUCGUAUUCAUAGGUUCAGGGCAUACUUUAUACACAUAGCUAUUUACUUAGAUAAUUGACUGGCAUCCCACAUUUGGAAGCUUUU
Rhopilema esculentum is the source of this 4080-nucleotide messenger RNA. NCBI's taxonomy places the organism in Eukaryota, Metazoa, Cnidaria, Scyphozoa, Rhizostomeae, Rhizostomatidae. The record is from RefSeq and is a predicted model, not a curated record.